AUGAAACUUAUUUUUACUUCAAAUUCAUUAAAAUUCAAUUCAUAUUCUAUCAUUUCAUUAAUAUUUUGUGAUCCUGUUGCAGUAUUACAUUUUUUAUUGUCUAUUUUGAUAGUUUUCCAUUUAUUUCUUUUUACAAUUUCACUAUUUAUAAAUGAUGCAUUAGCACCUGUAUCAAUUAGUGUGGUAAAUACAACUUGA
Molecule: messenger RNA, 198 nt
Organism: Hepatospora eriocheir
Lineage: Eukaryota; Fungi; Microsporidia; Hepatosporidae
Source: the annotation of a GenBank genome assembly